CAACCGAACGACGGAAACGGUUUAACUGAACGGAAAUGGUACGGGUUUAACUAACUGAGACGAGAUUUUUUUUCAUUCUCUCGACCGACGAACGCGAUUUACAAGCUGCCGCAAUCAACAAAGUUUUUUUCCACUUGCCAUUUGCUCAACUGUCAACGAUGCGCGAAAAAAUCGAACAUUCAGCAUAAAUUCGGAGUUAUGAUUUAUGCUCUCCAAAAAUUUUCGAUGAGCAACAUGUCUAACCAAUGCCUAACAGUGUCGAACGCCUAACUUCCUCCGUGCUGGGAGCGGAGAGAGCGAAAAGAAAGAGGAAUUUUGUCAAAAAUAAUUUGCGAAACAAAAACAAACGCCAUUACGACGGCGGAACAUUUUUGUCGGAAAAGUGAUGCUUUCCCGGUCGAUGGUAGUGCAAAAUGGUCCCAUUCGGAGGCCGAAGCGGUGAUUCAAGUGAAGGAAGUGUUUUUUCGGUGUGAAAUGCGAAUUUGGAGUGGUUAUUUCAGUGAUGAAAAAUUGGUACCGUACACAAGCGGAGGAAGAAGUCCCCUCUGCAAAAAGUUGGUGAUCUUACGUGUGAUGGGCUUUUGGGAAGGGGAUGAGUGCGCAAGGAGGGUCAAGUGCCCAGUGUUGGGGAUUAUUUGAAUGACCAGUGUGUAUCAUUCAAGAGGAUGGUUUGGUGGCUGGAUAUAAUGGGUAUUUCAGAAUAUGUAAGCUAUUUAUGAGGAAGAAAUUGUUUGCUGUUGGAUUCUAUUUCGUUUCGAAGCUCGUAUUGAAAUCCUUUAUGCUGGCACAUCCGUAAAGGUGCGAAACCUGCACACCAUGAUACACCAGCAACAACAACAACAAUCGUCCUCCCAUCCACCGUUGAACCCAAUAGGCAACUAUAAUAUCUACUCCCAAAUGAAGAUGGUUCCUGACGGUUACAACAACUUUGCCCCACCAGUCCCUACGAUGUCUCUGGAGGAAUCUCCGGCCGUGCUGGGUUUCACGUUUCCACUGGCCGUGGAGAACGACAUAGACCGGCUAGAGGUGGCGGUGCGGCAGAGCAACUUGAUUCGGGGACAAUAUGUGCAAUAUCUGAAUGCGACGAAGCCCGUCCAGAUGAGUAUCGUGCAAUCGUUCAACAAGUUUUUCUCCGACUACUCGAUGACCAACUUCAGCUACUACGGUGUGGAACGGGCCGAGUAUCCCAAGACCCCGAAGAAGGCCAUGAAAAAGUAUAACGUUUUUACAACGUGCAUGCUAGAUGCCUGGCAAUCGCAUGGAAUUACCAGUAUUAUCCUAGUGGAACAGUUGAAGAAAGCAAUCUAUCACAUAAGCCGAAGACGGUACACGCGCAAUCAGGUGCUCAAGAAGAAGAUGAGACUUCUGCAAAGGAUUUGAUCCGUUUCGCCCGCACAAAUGUUUUUAAGUUUAUAAAAUAAAAUUAUAUUUUUGUAAGCUGUGUUGUUUUUGACCUACACAUUGUAAUGUCGUACAAAAUAAUUGUCAGUAAUCACUGUUCCGAAUUCUCUUUAUAGCUGCUUCCUACAAAUUUGUGCUUUCGAAAAACUCUUCUACCCCGCCCACCAUUCAGCCAGGUAAUAUUCUAUUGAAUCGGGUCAACGUGCCGGUGCCGGCGAAAACUUCUGCUCUACAGCGCAGGAAAGGUUCCUUGCAAGGGGUCGUUGGAUUCGAAUUUCCAUUGGUUCAUGAACACGACGUCGAACGAUUGGAAGAGGCCAUAAUGGACGACACAGUUCGGGAACAAUAUAUUAGCUACCUGACGGUGAAUAAGACGUCCACAAUGGAUCUGGUGGAAUGUUUUUCGCAAUUUUUCUCCGACUCGGCGAUGCAAAACUUCAAUUGGAAUGGAUUUUCGAACCACCGCUUCCCGAAGAAAGCCAUGCGCAACUACAAUAUCUUCACCAACUGUAUGAUGGAUGCAUGGAGAAGCGAAGGCCUUACGGAGGAUUUGCUUCAAUUGAAGCUAAAGCGAACAAUCGAGAAAAUUAACAACCGUCGCAACGUUCAAUUGUCCAAACGUCGUCGGAAGGCUCGGCUAUUGAAUGCGGAUAAAAUAAAUAAGCAAUGACUGCAUACUUUUCUCUAAAAAUGCUUUGAAUUUCUCUAUAAUCUAGUACUUCACGGUGUUGAACGCCCAAUCUAGCAUCCCUCCUAUAUUAACAUACCGAAUUCACUCUUCCAUUUACAAGCUUUCAAAGUUCCAAAAGUGUCGAUCCGGCGGGAUCUGCAUCACAAUCUAGUCACGCACGUGCCCGGGUUCCAGUUUCCCAUCCGCCGGGAGGAGGACCUGGAACGGUUGGAGUAUCUGGUCAAGAGCAACCCAAUUGUGCGGCAUCAAUACGUGGGCUACUUGGCGACCAAGAAACCCCGUACCGUGUCCAUAGUGCAGUGCUUCCGGAUGUUCUUCGCCGACGAAGCGCUGAGGCGGUACAACUGGAACGGACUGGACAGCCCUCGGUAUCCGAAGAGGCCGAUGAAGAACUACGACAUCUUUACCUCGUGUAUGCUCGAGGCUUGGCACACCCACGGCGUCAGUUGGGAGGAGCUGAAAUCUAUGCUCCGGAAGUCGAUCCACAAAAUGAACAACCGUCGAUACUCGAUCGAGUGCCAUCGGAGGAAAAAACUUGCAUGCGCGUCAAUGUAUGAUCUGAUUUGAUCUUUUCCUUUCGUUUGAAUAAAGUGUUGUCUAGAUCGAAACACUGAA
Messenger RNA from Aedes albopictus (Asian tiger mosquito), 2707 nucleotides. RefSeq lists its product as uncharacterized. The coding region runs from base 817 to 1380 and encodes 187 amino acids. The transcript is spliced from 8 exons. Lineage: Eukaryota; Metazoa; Arthropoda; Insecta; Diptera; Culicidae. The record is from RefSeq and is a predicted model, not a curated record.